AUCAAGCCUUGCUGUAGCUCUCCUGUUAAACCCGUGCCUUGAACCCUGCCCGAUCAGUUCUCUUGGUUUCUGGACAUUUGGAUGCCCUUAAGGACUUCUCUGCCUCUUCCUUUGGUGCUUCUCAAAUGAUAAUUCUACAAGCUGUUGUUCAGUCAGCAAAAGCCAUUGUUGCUGUGGAUGACAUCAGUAUAACAAAGACAUGUAAGACUAAUUACAAACCAUUUUCAAGUACCUACAAAAAAGGAGAAGCAGUGUUGGAAACUUCUUCAUCUCUUUAUUGUCCACCUGGAUUGUUGGCAUGUGAGAAUGGAGACUGUAUUUCAUCUGACAAGUUUUGUGAUUUCACACCUGAUUGCCCAGAUGGCAGUGACGAGGCCCUGUGCUCUGCUAAAUGUGACUUUGAACGGGACAGUUGUGGCUGGCUGGAAACAGCCAGUGGUGAUGCAUUUGACUGGACAAGGAGCUCCAGAAAUAGUCUACCUCCUACUUUCCAGGAGCAAGCUCCAGCACAGGAUCACACCUAUCACCAAUCUGUAGGUCACUUUAUGUUCAUUCUGAGAAACAGCAGCAGUGUCUCACAGAUUGCACAGCUACGAAGCCCUAAAUUCAGUCAGGCUGGAUCAGGUUGCACAGUGACUUUCUGGUAUUACAGCUAUGGAAUGUCAGUUGGAGCAGCAGAAAUGCAAUUGCUUGUUGAUGGACAAAAAGAUCCUACUGUCCUCUGGAGGAUAUACUACAAUCAAGGAGAUCAGUGGUUAAAGGCUUUCAUUCAGCUUGGCCGCCUCCCACAGCCCUUUCAGUUAUCUCUAGAUAAAGUCAGCCUUGGAUUUUAUGAUGGUGUCUCAGCAAUUGAUGAUAUAACAUUUGAGAACUGUGCAUUGCCACCUCCAGCAUUAAACUGUGAAGGCCCUGAUCAUUUUUGGUGCCCAGGUUCGAAGGCUUGCAUUGACAGUUUGUUAUUGUGUGAUCUUGUUGAUGACUGUGGAGAUGGGGCUGAUGAGGACAAGUGCGCUCCUGAGCUGCAGUGCGACUUUGAGCUUGGACUCUGCAACUGGGAGCAAGAUGUGGAAGAUGACUUCAACUGGACUAGAAACCAAGGACCAACUUCCACUCUAAAUACCGGACCAAUGAAGGAUCACACCCUGGGCACGGUCAAAGGGCAUUACCUCUACAUAGAGUCUUCAGAGCCACAGAUGUUCCAAAACCGAGCAGCUUUGCUAAGCCCAGUCUUUAAUUCUACCUUUGCACAUGGCAAGAAAAGCUGCAUUUUUCGCUUCCAUUAUCAUAUGUUUGGAAAGCACAUUUACAGGCUGGCUGUUUCCCAGAGAACUGUGAGCAAUACAAGGGGACAUCUGCUGUGGCACACAUUUGGCAAUCAAGGCAACAGAUGGAUAAGGAAAGUGCUCUACAUUACAAGUUCAGAACCUUUUCAGAUCUUGGUGGAAGGUACUGUUGGGGAUGGCUUCACUGGAGACAUUGGAAUUGAUGACCUAUCUUUUAUGGACUGUAUGCUUUACAGUGGAAAUUUGCCAGUUGAUUCAACAACUCCAUCAGGGACAUCAGUUCCUGUGACACUUCCUAUGAACAACUGUACGGAAAAAGAGUUCAUCUGCAGAGCCAAUGGCCAAUGCAUCAAUAUCACCCAGAAGUGUGAUUUCCGACCUGAUUGUUCUGACAAAUCUGAUGAAUCAUCUUGUGCUUCAGAUACUUGUGACUUUGAUCAUGGACAUUUUUGUGAGUGGUAUCAGCCUGCUGUCAAAGUGGCAACAACAGCUUCAACCUAUGCUGUUAAUAUAUUCCAGUGGGGCCUUGGAAAAGGAGUAGGCAUUCACCCAGGUGAAGAGAGCCAUAGGCCAGUGACUGAUCAUACUACGGCUACUAAAGAAGGCUGGUAUCUCUAUGCAGACAGUUCUAAUGGAGAAUUUGGACAUACUGCUGAUAUUGCCACUCCAGCUAUUUCUCUGACUGGACCCAAGUGCAGGCUGGUGUUUUGGAACUAUAUGAAUGGGGCAACAGUGGGUUCAUUGAAGGUGCUCUGCAAAGAGGGAAACAUGACUUUUGAACUUUGGGCUCAGAGUGGCCCCCAGGGUCCGCAGUGGAACAGAGCUGAAGUGUUUUUAGGUGUUCGCUCCUAUUUUCAGGUUAUUUUCAGGGCAAAACGGGGCAUCAGUUAUGUGGGAGAUGUGGCAGUGGAUGAUAUUUCAUUUCAGGACUGUUCCCCCCUACUGAUCACAGACAAACCCUGUACAUCUGAAGAAUUUACCUGUGCCAAUAAAUACUGCCUCCCAAAGGAUAAUCUUUGUGAUUUUGUGAAUGACUGUGCAGAUAACUCAGAUGAGAGUCACAGCAUUUGCAGUAUGUCCAUUGGGCGCUGUGAUUUUGAGUUUGAUCUUUGUAACUGGAAACAAGAUCAGAAUGAUGACUUUGACUGGAAUCUCAGAAUUGGAGGAAUCCCAAGAGCAGGCACUGGGCCAGUUGCUGAUCAUACCUUGCAAGAACCAUCUGGUCAUUACAUCUUCAUAAAAAAUUCCUUCCCUCAGUUGCCAGGGCAAGAAGCCAGAAUUUCUAGUGUGACUAUAAGUAGAAAAAGCAAAAAUUGCAAGGUAAUAUUUUAUUACCACAUGUAUGGAACCAACACUGGAUCAUUGACUGUCUACCAGGGGACAGCAUCAAAUCCCAAAAAAAUGUUAUUCAGUCUUUCUGGAGAUCAGGGAAAUGUCUGGAGAAGAAAAGUGUUACUGUUAGAAGCAGGCGAGGACUUCCAGAUCACUUUUGAAGGGCAUGCUGGUAAAGGUUACAGGAGAUGUAUAGCUCUUGAUGACAUUGUGUUUACAAGGGAAUGUUUGCCAUCAUUGCAGUUCUUACCAGAUGGACCUGCACAAUUAUCCGCAACAGGCUCUUGCUUACAUGGUUAUUUGGAAUGUCUCAAUGGCAAGUGUUACAGACCAGAACAAAGCUGCAAUUUUGAGGAUGACUGUGGGGAUUAUACUGAUGAGAGAGAAUGUGGGACCUCCUGCACUUUUGAAAAUGGUAUAUGUGGUUGGCAGAAUUCCCUAGCGGAUAACUUUGACUGGGUUAUAGGAACUAGCUCACCUCAAAACCUCGGGCCUUCUGAUGACUCCAUGCUUGGAAAUUGGAGAGGACAAUUUCUCUAUCUUGAAGCCAAGUCAAUAGGCGUAAGAGGUGAAAAGGCACAUCUGAAGAGCUCCAGGUGGGCAGAGUCUAGCACCACUUGCACACUGAGCUUUUGGUAUUAUAUGUCUUCAAAAGCAACAGGAAAUAUCCAGGUUUUCAUUAAGACUGAGAGCAGUCUUUUAAAGGUUUGGAGUGAUUCUGCAGACUAUGGUGGCCUAUGGAAGAAAGCAGCAAUACGCCUGGGGAAGCUGAGGAAUUUUGAAGUCCUAUUUGAAGGCAUUCGAACCAAGGAUCUUGGAGGAGGAGCUGGAAUAGAUGAUAUUGAAUAUGAAAACUGCAGCACAAUAGGAGAAGAUUCUGGGGUGUGCCCUACUGUUACUGACUUCGUGUGUUGGAACAAGAAGUGCAUUGAAUCUCACCUUGUUUGCGACUACAAGGCUGACUGCGAAGACUGGUCUGAUGAAGCUGAUUGCAGCCAAUACACCACUGUUCCAGGUAGCUGUAACUUUGAAACACAAGGCCAGGACUGGGCUGCUGUAUGUGGAUUUACGCAAGAUCCUGGAGAUGAAUUUGACUGGCACAUUAGCAACAGAACUGUCAUAGAACAAAGAGGCCCAUCCAAGGAUCACACACCAGGUAAUGGACACAAUUUUUUAUAUGUCAAUUCAUCUGCUCAACAAGAAGGGGACAGAGCAAGAAUAGUUACCACCAAAUACUUCCCAGCCAGUCUGGGUAUAUGCAGACUUCGCUUUUGGUUUUGGCAGUUUAAUUCCCCCCAAAUUGGAUUGUUAAAGGUGUAUGCUAUUGAAGAAUUUGGAAUGGAUAUUUUGAUGUGGGCAGCAACUGGAAAUAAAAGAAAUACAUGGGCAUAUGCAAAUGUGCUCCUUUCCAGCAACAGUCCUUUCCAAGUGGCAUUUGAAGCAGAAGUCGGAGCUAAUGAGUCCACUGAAUUUGCUCUUGAUGACAUCUCUUUCACACCAGAAUGUGCAUCAGGAGGACCAAUUGAAGCACAACCUCCAACCUGCACCAGUGACACAUUCACAUGCAUAUACAUAAAGCAAUGUGUGCCUCUUUCUGUGAAAUGCAAUGGAGUAGAAGACUGUACUGAUGGGACUGAUGAAAUGGCCUGCCCUGCUGAAGAACCUACCACAGGUUCUCCAAGACAUUGCAAGCAAACUGAAUUCCAGUGUGCUAACCAGUCGUGUAUCCCAUCACUCCUGAGAUGCGACGGUGUGACUGACUGUAGGUUCAAUGAAGAUGAAGCCAAUUGCCCUAUUCAAGAUUGCUUCAAUGGAUCUUUGUUGUGUCCAUCAACUAACAGUUGUAUUCCAGUUUCUCAGCGCUGUGAUGGUAUUGUAGAUUGCAUUGAUUUUGCUCCUGAUGAAUCUAGCUGUUCAGAUUGUCCCAAGACAUACUGCAAAAAUGGAGGAACAUGCAAUAAAGACCCUGUUCCCAUCUGCCAAAUCCAAAAAAUUACAAAGUGCCAACAAGCCUCCAGUUACCUCCUUUCAAAGAAAACCAAACCUGAGAAGGUGCAGCACCCCUGGAACUUCUCACAGCUCAGUGAAUUGGGAUGUGGAAAAGAGUGGAAGGGAAACCGUUGCCACAUGAAGAUUAAGCCUCCUUUGACUCCAGCUUCUGAUACUUGGACUGUGCUAGGGAUUGGAUUAGCUUUCCUGUUGAUUGAAAUUGCAGCCACUGUUUCAUGCAUCCUUUCAAAGAGAAAAUUGCCAAGAACGAAGCCGGAAGAGAUCCUCAAUACUGCAUUUGACAACCCACUUUAUGAGGCUCAGGGUGUAAAGUCUACAGAGUAUGCUGCCUCACUGGGAGUUCAGAUCAGUGUUUCUCCAUGGCAGGCACAGCAGGAGCUGUCUCGCAGUAAUGACAUCAUGGCUGCUUCCUUUGCCAAUCCUCUAUAUGGCACAACUACAGGAAAAGCGGAGACACUGAGAUUUCCCUGAAAGUGGGCAUAAAAUGAGACAGGAACGUUAUGCAGCUUCAUCUGCCGUGAUGUUUUUCUGUUUCUAAAAUCAAAUUGAAUGAUGGCAUAGCAUUAGUCGCUUGAAUGAAAAUGGAAUGAUUUUUCAUAUUAGAAUAAUUAUCUUCUCCAAAUAACACUUCAUUCAAAAUAGCAUCCACCCACAUGGGAAAGCGUAGCUGUACGUGAUAUUUAUAUUGGCAAGGAACACUCUUGGUAACUUUUGUUUUGAACUGACUACAUGGCUGAACAGUUCAAAUUCCAGUGUAUUAAUAAAUAAAAGUUUCACUUAA
Molecule: messenger RNA, 5406 nt
Organism: Rhineura floridana
Lineage: Eukaryota; Metazoa; Chordata; Lepidosauria; Squamata; Rhineuridae
Product: MAM and LDL-receptor class A domain-containing protein 1-like
Exons: 31
Coding region: 126-5096 (1656 amino acids)
Biological process (GO): nervous system development
Cellular component (GO): membrane
Molecular function (GO): protein binding
Source: RefSeq, a predicted model, not a curated record